Molecule: messenger RNA, 1709 nt
Organism: Pieris brassicae (large cabbage white)
Lineage: Eukaryota; Metazoa; Arthropoda; Insecta; Lepidoptera; Pieridae
Product: heterogeneous nuclear ribonucleoprotein 87F-like
Exons: 6
Coding region: 122-1057 (311 amino acids)
Molecular function (GO): RNA binding
Source: RefSeq, a predicted model, not a curated record
CUGUUCGCUUCUAUUUCAUUUCUUUUUGGCGAAGCGUCGGUUCCGUGUUGACGUGUCUUUAACGUUGUAGUGGUUUUUGGGAAAACUUUAUAUUCAAAUAUUAUUAACUAAUUUAUUUAAAAUGAGGCCACAAAAUGGAGAUGAUGGUUAUGAUGAACCUGAAGUACAUCGUAAAAUCUUCAUCGGAGGCUUGAAUUACCGAACUACAGAUGAAUCUCUCAAGUCUCAUUUUGAAAAAUGGGGUGAAAUCGUUGAUGUAGUGGUCAUGAAAGACCCCAAAACGAAAAGAUCGCGUGGGUUUGGCUUUAUCACAUACUCUAAAGCACAUAUGGUGGACGAUGCACAGAACAACAGGCCACAUCGUAUCGAUGGACGUUUUGUUGAAACAAAAAGAGCAGUUGCUCGACAAGACAUUAAAAAUCCUGAAGCUGGUGCUACAGUAAAGAAAUUAUUUAUUGGUGGAAUUAAAGAUGACCAUGAUGAGGAGCAACUGAAAGAAUAUUUCUCAAACUUUGGUGAAGUUAAAAAUGUCAGUAUUGUUACUGAUAAAACAACAGGAAAGAAACGAGGCUUCGGUUUUGUUGAAUUUGAAGACUAUGACCCAGUUGACAAAAUUUGCUUAAAUGCUCCACACAAAGUUAAUGGUAAACAAUUGGAUGUGAAAAAAGCAUUGCCAAAAGAUGGUUCUGAUUCUAGAGGUGGAAGACAAGGUGGUGGUCCUAGCAGAAAUGACAACUGGGGCAAUGGUGGAGGUGGUUAUGGAAACAAUCAAGGUGGCUGGAAUAAUUCAAACCCAUGGGAUAACAACCAGGGAGGUUGGGGAGGUGGCAACCAAGGGGGUGGUUAUGGAGGAGGUGGUAACCAAAGAGGAGGUUGGGGUAACCAAGAUUUUGGUAACUAUGGUAACCAGGGGUACAGUGGGGGACCAACUAGGAGUCAACAGUAUGGUGGAAAUAAUAGAGCAGCCCCAUACAACAUGAACCAAGGGGGUGGAGGUGGGGGCUAUGGUGGUGGAAACUACGGUGGCGGCGGCCAAGGAAGAGGAGGGCGAUUUUAAAUGUUACGUGCUAAGUACACUAGUAGUGCAGAGUAUAUCGUGCUAGUGUAGGCGCUCCGGAGCUCAUAGUUACUCAUCAUGGUCUACAUCGAGACCACCUAGGAGAAGGCGUCAGGAAAAUUUUAGACAUUUAGAUAGAACAUAGCAAUCGUUAGAAAUCAAUUGAUUGUACUGAUAUGUAACUCCUAUUUAUUAUCGUAUUUAGGUAUCUGCCGUGACAUAAUUUUAAGAUUAGAGGAUAGUUUGUGAUUAAAUAUUUUUACGUCUAAGUACAAUUUAGGAUGAUUUGUAAUGUAGAAGCUAGUUUCCUAGCUGUGUAGUUGACUUACAUUUUCUCACUACAUCCAGUAUUAAGUUCUCAAAUGAAUGUUUAGGUAUAUAAUUGACUUAGGAUAAAGCUAUGUUAAUAAAAUGAAAUUUAUAUGUGUAGGGUUGUUUAUUUAGAUCUGUAAAUAGUCCUUUUCUUUACCAUUGUUAGUUCUAAGUUAGAAUUUUUAGGCACUAGAAGGUUUUAAUGCUAAACUGGCAUAGGAAAUAAAAGGGGAAUAUAUUCUAGCUCCAAACCAUCUAGUACUUACUGAUGACAAAUAAUUUCUUUAAAAAACUGAUAGGUGUACUGACAAUUAGAUGUUUUAAUAAAUCAGUCAUUUUC